AGGAGAGGUACGCCACUCUGGAAAGUUCCUUGCCCGUGUCUCCAGACUCACACCACCACCUCCACCACCACCACGGCCCCUCUCGUGCCCCUCCUAUCCCCUCCGAGCACGGGGUGCGUGAGCUCCGGACAGCUGUCGAGCAUGACCUCCCUCCUCCUCCUCCCCCUCCUCCUCCUCGUCGUCGUCGGCGGCUUCGUGAUGAACUCCUCGUCGGCGUGCGCCUCGAAGUCGCCGGCCGCGCGGACGCCGUGGGACGAGGAGGUGCUGGUGGAGGCGGCGAAGAGGCACAUCCUGAGCACCCUGAAUCUCAAGGAGAGGCCCCGCUCCUUCGGGGACUCCUUCGCCACGGGGGGCCUCUCGGGGGGUCCCAGGGCCCCGCUGCCGCGGAUCGCGCUCCGAGCGGUGAUGGAGGAGGCGGAGAGGAGCGCGCGGCGUCGGAGAGACGAGGAGGAGGAGGUGGUGCGGCUCGUGCGGUUUGCACAGAGAGACGCCACGGGCCACAUUCUGCUGUUCUCUCUGCCACUCGAGGAAGGGCUGGACGUGAGCAGGGCGCGUCUGUGGCUCCACGUGGCGGCGGCCGCGGCGGACGUCCAUGGCCUCGGCCACUGCACCGUCACCAUCUCGUCCCCACCAGUCACCUCCGGUGGCGCUGGCGGCGCUGGCGGUGUCAACGGCAGCGGGGAGGCUACGGGGCGCACACCCUGGAAGGUCCGGCCAGCCCACGGGGCGAGGUCCGCGCAGAACACGUCGCGAGAUCCGGGGCAGCAGCAGCGGCAGCGGCGUCGAAAGCGAGCUGAUGCAGGGCAGCGGCUCGCGGGGCGAGGCGCGACAGGGCGGCACGGCGAACAGAACGCCGGGGGGCAGCAGCAGCAGCAGCAGGAGCAGGAGGAGCCAUUUCAGGACCUUGGCCAGCGACCCUUCCUGGUGAUGCGCGGAUCUCGCGGUGACUCAGCCGCCUCCUCCCCCUCCUCCUCGUCCUCGUGGUCGUCCAGUCGAGUCCGUCGCCACGACGGCGGCGACUCGGACUGCGAGGCCAGCGAGGGGCGCUGCUGCCUGCAGCGCUUCUACGUGGACUUCAAGAAGAUCGGCUGGCACGACUGGAUCCUCGUGCCCGACGGCUACUUCGCCAACUUCUGCCGCGGCGCGUGCCCGCCGCACACCGCGGGCACCCCGGGCACGGCCGCGUCGUUCCACAGCGUCCUCGUCAACCAGUACCGCCUCAGGGGCUUGCUGCCCGCGAACUCGCAGCCCGCCUGCUGCGUUCCCACGCGUCUCGGCGCCAUGUCGCUGCUCUACUACGACGACGGCGAGCACGUGGUGAAGAGGAACGUGCCCGACACGGUGGCGGAGGCGUGCGGGUGUGCCUAG
Lethenteron reissneri (Far Eastern brook lamprey) is the source of this 1368-nucleotide messenger RNA. RefSeq names its product inhibin beta A chain-like. Gene Ontology annotation, cellular component: extracellular region. Lineage: Eukaryota; Metazoa; Chordata; Hyperoartia; Petromyzontiformes; Petromyzontidae. The record is from RefSeq and is a predicted model, not a curated record. Gene Ontology annotation, molecular function: growth factor activity; cytokine activity.